Messenger RNA from Cyclopterus lumpus (lumpfish), 2541 nucleotides. Its product is annotated as extracellular calcium-sensing receptor-like. Gene Ontology annotation, biological process: G protein-coupled receptor signaling pathway. Gene Ontology annotation, molecular function: G protein-coupled receptor activity. Gene Ontology annotation, cellular component: membrane. NCBI's taxonomy places the organism in Eukaryota, Metazoa, Chordata, Actinopteri, Perciformes, Cyclopteridae. The record is from RefSeq and is a predicted model, not a curated record. The transcript is spliced from 6 exons. Bases 1 to 2541 code for a protein of 846 amino acids.
AUGGGACAAGGAGACUCUGUGUGCCGACUGCAAGGCUCAGCACAACCACCUGAACUGGCCCAAGAUGGGGAUCUUGUAAUUGGAGGCAUAUUUUCAUUUCGCACAACGCAGGAUUAUGUAAUUAACACAUUUCAGACAUUUCCAGAAGUCCGAAAAUGCAACAACAUCAACUUUAGGGAAUUUAAAUUUGCUCAAGUGGUCAUGUUUGCCAUAAAUGAGAUCAACAAGAACACUAAUUUGCUCCCUAAUGUUAAACUGGGCUACAAGAUAUAUGAUAACUGUGGAACUGUGGACAUUCUGAGAGCUGCACUCGCCCUGGUGAGCGGACUAAAGGAAGAAGUCAAUGAGGACAACUGCAAUAAAUCUGGGACAGUGCAUGCUAUCUUGGGACAUUCAGGAUCGAGACCAACUAUUGCAUUUGCACAAAUUGUUGGAAGGUUCCAUAUACCUGUGAUCAGUCAUUUUGCCACAUGUGCCUGUCUGAGCAACAGGAAAGAGUACCCCACUUUUUUCAGAACUAUUCCCAGUGACUAUUACCAGAGCAGAGCACUGGCAAAGCUGUUCAAGCACUUUGGUUGGACAUGGAUUGGGGCUCUAGCUGUGGAAAACGAAUAUGGCCUGAAUGGCAUUGCUGCAUUUAUCCAAGCUGCACAAGAAUAUGGAGUGUGCAUUGAGUAUUCUGAAGUAUUUUCCUCGUCAUAUCGUCCUGACAGACUUCAGAGAAUAAUCGAGAUCAUUAAGCAUGCCACUUCCAAAGUGAUUAUGGCUUUUAUGUCUCACAGAGAAAUUAAGUUGCUGGCAAAAGAGUUAUUCAGACAGAACAUUACAGGGCUGCAGUGGGUUGGCAGUGACGCCUGGAUCACAGAUGACUCUCUGACUGACAGUGAGGGACACAGCCUCCUGGUGGGCUCGCUAGGCUUCACUGUCAGCAAAGCUAAGAUCCCGGGGCUGGAGGAGCACCUGAGGCAACUCCACCCUUCACAGUUUCCUGACAGUCAGUUUGUCAGAGAUUUCUGGGAAGACGUGUUUGACUGCGCUCUGAAUAACACUGCAAACACACAAAGAAAGCCAUGCAGCGGCUUUGAGAGCUUGCAGACUGUUGAAUCAAAGUUCACUGAUGUCUCUGAGCUGACAUUCACCAAUAAUGUAUACAAGUCAGUUUACGCAGUUGCUCAUGCUCUUGACAACCUGAUUAAAUGUGAGGAAGGUAAAGGGCCUUUUUCAAAUGGGAUCUGUGCCGAUACCAAACACAUUCAACCAUGGCAGGUCUUGCAAUAUCUCAACACUGUGAAUUUCACUACUGAGGAAGGAGAAAGAGUUUAUUUUGACAGUAAUGGAGAUUCACCGGCAAGAUAUGAACUUGUAAAUCUACAAAUGACAAACAAAGGAACCAUGGAAGGAGUAACAAUUGGCAUUUAUGAUGCAUCUCUUCCAGAGAUUCAUCAGUUUAUCUUAAAUAACAUCCCAGUUGUCUGGGGAAAUGGUCUGACCAAGGAGGUUCCUGUGUCAGUCUGCAGUGAGACCUGUCUCCAAGGAACCCGUAAGGUCCUCCAGAAAGGCAAGCCAAUCUGUUGUUAUAAUUGCAUACCCUGUCCAGCAGGCGAAAUCAGUAAUUUAACAGACUCAAUACACUGUAUGAAAUGCCCAUCAGAGUACUGGUCCAACAAGAAGAGAGAUACUUGUGUCAACAAAGCAUUAGAAUUUCUGGCAUAUGAUGAAAUUCUUGGAACUUUGAUUGCCUUUUUUGCUCUGCUUGGAGUUUGUCUAACUAUGAUAACAAUACUAGUCUUCUACGCCCACAAAGAAACCCCUAUAGUACGAGCUAACAACUCUGAGCUGAGCUUCCUGCUGCUCUUCUCCUUGACUCUGUGUUUCCUGUGUUCUCUAACCUUCAUAGGCCGGCCCACUGAGUGGUCCUGCAUGCUGCGACACACAGCAUUCGGCAUCACCUUUGUCCUCUGUAUCUCUUGUGUUCUGGGGAAAACUAUCGUGGUGUUAAUGGCCUUCAGGGCCACACUUCCAGGUAGUAAUAUGAUGAAAUGGUUUGGGCCUGCACAGCAGAGACUCAGUGUUCUGUGUUUCACUUUCAUACAGGUUCUUAUUUGCACAUUGUGGCUGACAAUCAACCCUCCAUUUCCAUUCAAUAAUAUGUUGCUCCAUAAGGAUAGAAUAAUCUUAGAGUGUAAUUUUGGCUCAGCUGUUGGGUUCUGGGCUGUGUUAGGAUAUAUAGGACUUCUAGCUAUAUUAUGUUUUGUACUUGCUUUUCUGGGAAGAAAACUGCCUGAUAACUUCAAUGAAGCCAAAUUCAUCACCUUCAGCAUGUUGAUAUUCUGUGCAGUCUGGAUCACAUUUAUCCCCUCAUAUGUCAGCUCUCCUGGGAAGUUCACUGUUGCUGUAGAGAUAUUUGCUAUUCUGGCUUCAAGUUAUGGAAUGCUUUUAUGCAUUUUUCUGCCAAAAUGUUAUGUAAUCUUGUUCAGACCUGAGCAGAACACUAAGAAACACAUAAUGGGAAAGAUGUCUAAUCAUGACAUAAGUUAUUAA